Messenger RNA from Indicator indicator, 1890 nucleotides. RefSeq names its product ArfGAP with FG repeats 1 (gene AGFG1). The transcript has 14 exons. Gene Ontology annotation, cellular component: cytoplasmic vesicle. Gene Ontology annotation, molecular function: GTPase activator activity. The coding region runs from base 1 to 1761 and encodes 586 amino acids. NCBI's taxonomy places the organism in Eukaryota, Metazoa, Chordata, Aves, Piciformes, Indicatoridae. The record is from RefSeq and is a predicted model, not a curated record.
AUGGCCGCCAGCGCCAAGCGGAAGCAGGAGGAGAAGCACCUGAAGCUGCUGCGGGAGAUGAGCAGCCUCCCGCCCAACCGCAAGUGCUUCGACUGCGACCAGCGCGGCCCCACCUACACCGACAUGACGGUGGGCAGCUUCGUGUGCACCUCCUGCUCCGGCAUCCUACGGGGCUUGAAUCCACCCCACAGAGUGAAGUCCAUUUCAAUGACUACUUUCACACAACAGGAAAUAGAAUUUCUGCAGAAACAUGGGAAUGAAGUGUGCAAACAGAUUUGGCUAGGCCUAUUUGAUGACAGAUCAUCAGCAAUUCCAGACUUCAGGGAUCCACAGAAAGUAAAGGAAUUUCUACAGGAAAAAUAUGAAAAGAAAAGAUGGUAUGUUCCUCCAGAGCAAGCAAAGGUGGUGGCAUCAGUCCAUGCAUCCAUAUCUGGGUCUUCUGCUAGUAGUACAAGCAGCACACCUGAGAUGAAGCCUCUCAAAUCUCUCUUGGGAGAAGCUGCACCCACACUGCACUUAAACAAGGGCACACCUAGCCAAUCUCCUGUUGUAGUUCGAUCUCAAGGACAGCAGCAACAGGAAAAGAAACAAUUUGACCUCCUCAGUGACCUUGGCUCAGAUAUCUUUGCUGCUGCUCCUCCUCAGUCACCUGCUACAGCAAAUUUUGCUAAUUUUGCACACUUUAACAGUCAUACAGCGCAGAACUCUGCAAACGCAGGUUUUGCAAACUUUGAUGCAUUUGAACGGUCUAGUGGCUCGAGUAAUUUUGGAGGUUUCCCCACAGCAAGUCAGUCUCCUUUUCAGCCCCAAAAUACAGCGUUCAGAACGCUUUCAUCUAGCUGCAGUUUUGGUGAAUUUACUUCAGCUUUUCCUCUCCAGGCUGUACACAGUGGAAGUGCUGGAUCGGUCAAUGCUAACUUUGCUCACUUUGAUAACUUCCCCAAAUCCUUCAGUGCUGACUUUGGGGCCUUCAAUGCUUCUCAGAGCAACACAACAACCACUGCAGCUAGUAAAGCUGCAGCGAAUAAACCCAACCUCCAGCCAGCUGACAAAUAUGCAGCUCUUGCUAACUUAGAUAAUAUCUUCAGUGCAGGGCAAGGUGGUAGUGAGCAAGGAAGUGGCUUCAGCACAGCUGUGUCAGCAUCAGCAGGGCCUGCAUUGUCAGCCCCGAAUCAGUCAAGUCCACCUUCAGACAAGUACGCAGCUCUAGCAGAGCUAGACAGCGUGUUCAGCUGCACAGCAACCUCUAGUAACGCCUAUACUUCCAUCAGUAACGUCAGCAGCAAUGCUUUUGGAACAGUACCCGUGGCUGCUACUGCACAGACACAGCCUGCAUCUUCGAGUGUGCCUGCUCCCUUUGGAGCAACACCUUCCACAAAUCCAUUUGUAGCUGCCCCUGUUGCCCCAGUGGCACAUCCAACAAAUCCAUUCCAGACCAAUAGCCGAGGAGCAACAGCAGCAACAUUUGGUACUGCAUCCAUGAGCAUGCCUGCAGGAUUUGGAACUCCUGCCCCCUACAGUCUUCCUACUAGUUACAGUGGCAACUUCCAGCAGCCCACGUUUCCAGCCCAGGCAGCUUUCUCUCAACAGACUGCUUUUGCUCAGCAGCCAAAUGGUUUUGCUGCAUUUGGCCAGGCAAAGCCUGUAGUAACUCCUUUUGGACAAGUUGCAGCUGUUGGAGUACCUAGUAACCCUUUUAUGGCUGGUGCACCAACAGGACAAUUUCCAACAGGAAGCUCAUCAAACAAUCCUUUCUUAUAGCCUUAUAGACACUUUACCCAAAAGAACUCUUACGUGGUCACAUAACAUCUCUGCGCCUCUUGCACUGUUGUCUUGUUUCACUGAUAUUAGCUUUAAACACAAAUGAAGUCUUUAAGAAGUAAAAAUAAA